AGGUUAUAUAGUGGUUCCCUUCCGCAAAGCGCGAUAGCCUUAGCUUCCACCAGAGUCACAGCAAAAGAUGGUAUCGCUCAAACUUCAGAAGCGGCUGGCCGCAAGCGUUCUCAAGUGCGGAAGAGGAAAGGUUUGGCUUGACCCCAAUGAAGUCAAUGAAAUCUCCAUGGCCAAUUCCCGCCAAAACAUAAGGAAGCUGGUUAAGGAUGGGUUUAUCAUCAGGAAACCUACCAAGAUUCACUCACGCUCACGGGCCCGUCGAAUGAAGGAAGCAAAGAGGAAGGGACGCCACUCUGGAUAUGGUAAGCGUAAGGGUACAAGGGAGGCUAGGCUUCCAACUAAAAUCCUUUGGAUGAGGAGGAUGCGUGUCCUCAGACGCUUGCUUCGCAAGUACAGAGAAUCUAAGAAGAUUGACAAGCACAUGUACCAUGACAUGUACAUGAAGGUUAAAGGUAAUGUUUUCAAGAACAAGAGGGUUUUGAUGGAGAGCAUACACAAGUCCAAAGCUGAGAAGGCAAGAGAGAAGACCCUGUCUGACCAGUUUGAGGCCAAACGUGCCAAGAACAAGGCCAGCAGAGAAAGGAAGAUUGCUCGGAGGGAGGAGCGCUUGGCUCAAGGCCCUGGAGAAAAGCCAUCAGCUGUACCCAGUGCUUCACCUGCUACAGCAUCACAGCCAGCCCAAGCACCAAAGAAAUCCAAGAAGUGAUUCACAUUUUGAGGUUGGCUGGUAGAAUCCUUCGGGGUGGCUUCCUGAGUUACUGUUCUAAAGUAGUUUUGACGAGUUUCUUUGUUGGUUUAGACCUUGUUUAGUUUUGUUUUAAGUAUAUGAAAUUAUAAUAUUCGGUUA
Messenger RNA from Abrus precatorius (Indian licorice), 847 nucleotides. RefSeq names its product 60S ribosomal protein L19-1. Bases 68 to 706 code for a protein of 212 amino acids. Gene Ontology annotation, cellular component: cytosolic large ribosomal subunit; ribosome. The record is from RefSeq and is a predicted model, not a curated record. The transcript has 5 exons. Gene Ontology annotation, molecular function: structural constituent of ribosome; RNA binding. Gene Ontology annotation, biological process: translation. Lineage: Eukaryota; Viridiplantae; Streptophyta; Magnoliopsida; Fabales; Fabaceae.